UAAUAUAGAUUUUUUUUAAACAGGUUUGCAUGUUGACAUUUUAUCCAGAAUUUGAAGCAGUUACAAAUCCUCAUCCUGAGAUAAUUAUUGCAUUAGAUGCAUCAAAUUCUAUGCAAGGGAAAUUAUUUGCAGAUGCUUUGAAGACAGCUGUUCUAUGUCUCAAAAAUCUUCCACACAAUUGUUAUUUUAAUAUAGUAGUUUUUGGAUCAGUGUUUCAUGAGUUAUUUCCAUCAAGUCAAAUAUGCAAUUCAAAAAAUGUGCAAAAAGCUAUGAAUUUCCUGAAACAGGUUACAUUAUUAGGUAAUACAGAAUUUUCAAGAGUUUUAAAAUAUUAUCAAUUAACUGCUGGAAAAGGCAUAAAGAAUAUAAUUCUUUUGAGUGAUGGUGAUGUUAAUAAUGAAAGGAUAAUAUUUAAAAGUAUCAAAUCUUAUAGCAACAAAGUGAGGAUAUUUACAAUAGGUUUAAGUUCAACUACUUAUAUCAACAAACAUACAUUGCAACAAAUUGCUAAUAAAAGUGGAGGUGUGUACGAAUGUUUAGAUACUUUAAAUUUAGAAAACUGGAAGAAUAUGGUAAAUAUAAUAUUUGGUAAGAUAUUUUACUUUAAUUCAGAGUAG
Centruroides sculpturatus (bark scorpion) is the source of this 617-nucleotide messenger RNA. RefSeq names its product von Willebrand factor A domain-containing protein DDB_G0292028-like. Bases 30 to 617 code for a protein of 195 amino acids. The transcript has 4 exons. Lineage: Eukaryota; Metazoa; Arthropoda; Arachnida; Scorpiones; Buthidae. The record is from RefSeq and is a predicted model, not a curated record.